Culex quinquefasciatus (southern house mosquito) is the source of this 4887-nucleotide messenger RNA. RefSeq names its product CD109 antigen. Gene Ontology annotation, molecular function: endopeptidase inhibitor activity. The transcript is spliced from 11 exons. NCBI's taxonomy places the organism in Eukaryota, Metazoa, Arthropoda, Insecta, Diptera, Culicidae. Bases 251 to 4720 code for a protein of 1489 amino acids. Gene Ontology annotation, cellular component: extracellular region. The record is from RefSeq and is a predicted model, not a curated record.
GUGCGUUCGGCGAUCAGUUCGUGUGAGACAGCCGCCGCGCGUGGAUCGUUCAGAGUUGGAAUUCGAGGGACCUUGCCGUAGUCAUUAGCUAGUUAGUGUGAUUUGAAUAGCAAGUGAUCACGUUUGUGCUAAUAUAAUAUACCGUGCGGGGAAAAGUGGUAGUUGGGGAUUACCCGCAAUAACUGGUGGAAUAUUAAAAAAAGGUGUAAGGAAAAGCUACGUGAUUAAAUCGGAUUAUCCCCUGUCCAGAAUGGGACAUCUGGACGUGGCCCAUCUGCGGAUGGCCACAUCGGCUGUGAUAUGUUUGGCGCUGGUGUCAGUGUGCAGUGCCGAGGGAUUUUAUUCAAUUGUUGCCUCAAAUCUGCUGCGACCAAAUUCUGAAUACCACGUGUCGGUUAACAAUUUGAACAUCGCAGACACCGUCCGAUUUCGGAUUACCCUGAACAACACCGACACUGGAGUGCCCGUGGCCAGCGAGGAUGUGAAUCUAGGCCCCGGAGAGUCUCGCCUGAUUCCGUUCAGCAUUGGUGAUAUUCCUCAGGCCGAGUACGGCCUAACUGCCGAAGGGUUAUCUGGGUUCACGUUCAGGAACGAAACCAGAAUCACGUACCAGGCAAAGAGCUUCUCCGUGUUGGUGCAAACCGAUAAGGCAAUCUACAAGCCCGGUGAUACGGUGCGAUUCCGGGUGUUGGUUUUGGAUCCGAACACAAAACCGCUGCAGAAGGUGGACACCAUCAAGGUGCACAUUACGGACGGCAAGAGCAACCGGAUCAAGCAGUGGAGCGAUGCAAAGUUGGUAAAGGGCGUUUUCGAGUCGGAACUGGCACUUUCCAGCGCUCCGGUGCUGGGUCGUUGGAUGGUCAAUGUGGAGGUAUUGGAGAAGACCACUACGAAGGAGUUUGAGGUAGACGAGUACGUGCUGCCCAAGUUUGAAGUUACCAUCGAGUCUCCCGGGAUAACGACGUUCAAGGAUGGCAAAGUUAAGGCGAUUGUGCGAGCCAAGUACACGUACGGAAAGCCUGUGAAAGGAGAAGCUACCGUUUCGGCAUAUCCCGAUUUCCGGUUCCAUUAUGUGCAACCGUUUGAACGUGAUGUUAUCACCAGGAAGACCGUCCCAGUAGAUGGCAAGGGAUCGGUGGAAUUCGAGCUACGUGACGAAAUCAAGCUUGAGGGUGAUUACACAAGAGACAUUGUGAUCGAGGCUGUUGUUGAGGAGGAGUUGACGGGCCGUAAGCAGAAUGCUACAACAAAGGUUAAGAUUUACGACAAAAGGUACAAAAUGGAACUGAUUAAGUCUGCGGACAAGUUUAAGCCCGGACUACCGUACACUGCAUGGUUGAAGGCUAGUUUCCAAGAUGGAGCACCGAUUCAGGACAGCGUUAAUCAGGUAGAGGUUACACAAGAGUCAGGAUGGCCAGAACGCAACACCACGAAACGUAGCUAUACUCUGGACCAAAACGGAAUGGCCAAGCUGGUGGUGAACACGGACAUCGAAGCGGAUUAUGUUGAGUUUAAGGCAGAAUAUUUGGGAUCUGUGUUCUACCUGGGAUCGAUUUCGAAGGGUUGGGUGAAAACAAAUGCCUAUGUCCGUGCAAAGGUCCUGACAGAAGUGCCCACCAUCAACAAGGACGUUACCGUUGAUGUCUCGGCUACGGUUCCGAUGAAGUACUUUAGCUACCAAGUGUUGGGUCGGGGGGAUGUUAUUGUCGGUGGAACCAUUCCCGUUCCGGAUCGCACCCUGCACACCUUCCGCUUCCCGGCCAGCUUUGCGAUGGUUCCCCGGGCAAAGUUGGUUGUCUCUUUCGUUCAGGACGAUGGUGAGCUUGUCAGCGAUAGCGUCGAAAUUGAAUUUGGCAAUGAUUUGCAGAAUUUCCUUAAAGUUACACUUUCCAAGGCCGAAUCGAAGCCGGGCGAGGAUGUUGACAUUGUGGUGAACACGAACCCGGACUCGUACGUGGGAUUGCUUGGUGUUGACCAGAGUGUCCUGCUGCUAAAGAGCGGUAAUGACAUUACCAGCGGGCAGGUGUUUGACGAGCUAAAGAUGUACGAACAGCCCAGCUACGGAUAUUACAGGAGGAAGCGUUUCGCUCCGUGGCGCCACUAUAAUACCUACGAUGAUUUCAAUGAUGUAGGAGCAACCAUUAUGACCAACGCCAAUGAACCUCCACCAAACGACACAUCCUCCCGAUUGCCUCCGAUCACGUACAAGGUACAUCGGGCUCCGGAUGGAACCCCUCUGUACACAGUGAUCGAGAAGCAGCCGCGUUCCCAGCCAGAACAUGUGUUCAAGACCAACACACGGCCGCCGCUGGCGGGACCGUACGCAUUCAGCCGAAUUCCGAAGCCCCACAAGAACAUUCCGCGUUUAUUCCUCUCCCAAGAAAUUGCCAACACGUGGCUGUUCGAAAGUGCCUACUCUGGCUUUAGCGGCCAAAAGACCAUCACCAAAAAGGUUCCGGACACGAUCACCUCCUGGAUCAUCACCGGUUUCUCGGUGAAUCCCGUCUACGGUCUCGGAUUGACCCAACAACCACGCAAGCUGAAUGUGUUCUUGCCGUUCUUCGUGUCCACCAAUCUGCCGUACUCGGUGAAGCGUGGUGAGAUCGUAUCCAUCCCGGUGGUCAUCUUCAACUACAUGGAAUCGGGCCAGACUGCAGAGGUAACGUUCGACAACAGCGAGUACGAGUUCGAGUUUGCCGAUGUGGAGAACGAAAUUCAUGAAAAUUCGAAAGCGGAAACGUCCCGCAAAAAGACCGUCGAGGUGCCGUCCAACAGUGGCCGCACGGUUUCGUUCAUGAUUCGACCGACCAAGCUGGGACACAUCACGAUCAAGGUAACCGCCACGACGGCACUGGCUGGUGAUGGAGUUGAGAGACAGCUGCUCGUAGAACCGGAGGGACUUCCGCAGUUCGUGAACAAGGCCGCGUUCGUUGAUAUGCGAUCGGCUCCGGAAGUGAUGAAGAACUUUACCGUCGAGGUGCCGAAAAAUGCCGUGCCUGAUUCGACGCGCGUCGAGGUGUCGGUGAUUGGUGACGUGCUGGGAUCUACCGUGCAGAACCUCGACUCGCUCAUCCGAAUGCCGUAUGGAUGUGGUGAGCAGAACAUGCUGAACUUUGUUCCGAACAUUGUCGUUCUGGAUUAUCUGAAGGGAACGGAUCAGUUGACCAGCAAGAUUGAGCAGAAGGCAAAGAAGUUUAUGGAGUCCGGCUAUCAGCGAGAGUUGACCUACCGACACGAUGAUGGAUCGUUCAGUGCGUUUGGAAAUUCAGAUCCUAAGGGUAGCACGUGGUUGACGGCGUUUGUUGCCCGUUCGUUCAAGCAGGCUGCCAGCCAUAUCAGUGUCGAGGAAGCGAUCAUCGAUAAGGCUUUGGAAUGGCUGAGCGACCAACAGGCCUCCAACGGAAGCUUCCCAGAGGUUGGUAAGGUUUCGCACAAGGAUAUGCAGGGAGGAUCUGGCGAGGGAAUCGCAUUGACCGCUUACACGCUGAUCGCGUUCUUGGAAAACAGGAAUCUGCUUCCGAAGUAUCAGAACAUCGUGAACAAGGCAGUGGAUUACGUUGCACGUAAUAUCGAUGGAUUGAACGACGUUUAUGCUCUAGCAAUUGCCGCCUAUGCGCUGCAGUUGGCUGAUCACAGCUCGAAGGACUUUACCCUGUCGCAGUUGGACGGCAAGGCCACAACCGAUGGAGACACCAAGUGGUGGCAUAAACCAAUCCCGGAAAGCGACAGCAAGAAUCCUUGGUACGGAAAGCCAAACUCGGUGAAUGUGGAGAUGAGUUCUUACGCCAUGCUAUCGUUCUUGGAGGCCGGUUUGGACACUGAUGCGUUGCCAAUUAUGAAGUGGCUGAUCAGUCAGCGUAACGACAAGGGUGGAUUCCAGUCGACCCAAGAUACGGUCGUUGGACUGCAAGCUUUGGCCAAAUUAGCUGCAAAGAUCUCCUCAAAGAACAACGAUGUUACGAUCGUUGUUUCGUACAAUGAAAACCAGCAACGUGAGAUCAAGGUGAACUCCGAGAAUAACCUGAUCCUGCAAAAGUUUGAGCUUCCUUCCACUGCGAAAAAUGUAGACAUCAAGGCCACUGGACGUGGAUUUGCUAUCGUGUCGCUGGGAUACAAGUACAAUAUGAACGUAACUGGAGAAUGGCCACGUUUUGUGCUGGAUCCUCAGGUGAAUAAGAACUCCAAUCAAGACUAUCUUCAUUUGUCGGUUUGCACUAGUUUUGUUCCGACGACGGGCCAAAACAGUUCCAACAUGGCAGUCAUGGAGGUUGGUUUCCCAAGUGGGUUCACCGCAGAUUCGGAUACGCUACCGUCGCUGGAGAACAUGGACUACAUCAAGAAAGUGGAACUGAAGGACGGCGACACGAUCGUGGUACUCUACUUUGACAGUUUGGACCGUAACGAGUUGUGCCCAACGAUUUCAGCGUUCCGGACGCACAAGGUAGCCAAGCAGAAGCCUGCUCCGGUGGUCAUCUACGAUUACUACGACAACUCUCGUAUCGCUCGCCAGUUCUACGAUGGACCCAAGUCGACGGUGUGCGACAUCUGCGAGAAUGAAGACUGUGGCGAGUCGUGCUCGAUCCGGUCACAGAAGCAGCGUUCUCCCAAGGAUGACAACGGCACUGCGGAUGUUAGGGCAGUUAGUGGUGCUGUUACAGUUGGUGCGUUGUCCACGAUGCAUGUGUUGGUGGCUGUUUUAUUGCUGAAAAUGUUUUACUAAGAAGUGACGUGAUGAAAGUGGAUGCUUUAUCUACCAAAAGAAGGACUCGCAAUAAUUUUGCAGAAUUCACACGAUGAAAUAGCUAGAUUAUUGCGAUUUCAUCUUUGAUUUUAAAAGUUUAAAUUGUAACAUACAAAUUUAUAAUAAAGAACCAAACUAAAUUUAUA